CUCUUUCUCGCCGUGCCACUCCCACCUCUUUUCGCUGAUAAGCACGCCGCUACUCCCCACUCCAUCCAUCCAUCCAUCCACCCGCCGCUUUUCUCUCUGCUUUGGAGAGGGAGCCGCACGCAGUGGUUGUUGUUGCUGCUGCUGCCGCUGGUCCGCCAGGGUUCCGGGCGCUGUGCUCAUUCCACCGGUCGGCGGUGGGCUUUUCAGGCUUCUUCGACGGUGUCGAGAGUGGAGGAAAUGUCGACCACGGAGUGCGCGGACCUCGGGGAGGAGUUCUGGCUGCCGGAGGACUUUUUGGACGACGACUUCUUCUCCGAGGAGGAGAAGGCGGCCGUGGCGGCCCGGAGCGAGAGCGACGAGGAGGACAGCCUGGCGGGGCUCUCGCGCCGCCUCGCGGGCCUCCUCGGCGACGGGGGAGAGCGUAAGGCUCCCGCGGCCAAGGCGGAGGUGACGGUUGGGUCGCCGCAGUCGACGCUGUGCGGGCUGCCCAAGUCGGGGCAGGAGAGCCCCAGCGGCGGGGCGUCCAAGGGCACCUCGCCGCCGUCAUCGCCCCUGGACCAGAGGCCCGCCGACCCGUGGGAUCUGCUCUACGAGGCGGCCGGACAGGUUGCGCGCAUGCGCGCCGCCAACAGCGUGCCGGUGCCGGCCGCCAACGGUUUCCACGGCCGGAGCGGGUUCGCGCCGCCGCCACGCAAGCCCUCGCCACCGCCAAUCGCACCUCCCUCCACCAAAGUCCCUGCCGGUGGGCACUACUACGACCCGUUCGCGCGCUUGGUCUCGCAGCGCCAGAUGCAGGCUGCUCAGUUCCAUCUCCUGAAGCAACAGCAACUGCUCAAGCUACAGAGGGAGCGCCACCAGCUUGCCGCUGCCGCGGCGUGGAGCGCGCGCCAGGGCGCAUGCGCCAAGCCCGUCGGCUGCGUUCGCGGCGACGCGCUGCUUGGUCUGAACCCGGCGGCGUGCCUCCCGCCUCAGAAGCCGCAGCACCACCACCACCCCCACCAUGCGCCGGCGGCUCCGGCCUCUGGCAUGCGUGCCGUGUUCCUCACCCCGUCCGGCCCCAAGCGCGAGCGUAACGGCACUGGCGUGUUUCUUCCCAGGCCGGCUGGCGCCCCGGCAGAGCCGAAGAAAAAGACAGGGUGUUCGACGGUUCUUGUCCCUGCUCGCGUCGUCCAGGCUCUCAAUCUCAACCUCGACGACCUCGGCGCGCAGCCUCGUUACCCAGGCGGCUUUGUUCUUGAUCACGAGGCCUUGAUUAGUAGGAGCAACGCCAUGCUUGCGAGCCAGAAGCGCCGGGCUGCCUCGCAGGCACUGUGCCACAGUUCUUGAGUGAUGUCGCCGCCGACUGGAGCAGACGAAGGGAACCACCACCACCAAGAUUCCGGCGACAGCCAGCCAGCCUUCGCGUGGUCGUCGCUCCAGCUACAUUCCUAAUAAUUAAAAAAAUAGUUCCGAGUACCUUUUGUUAGGUAGUGUGUUAGCAGCAGAGUUAGGAAGACAGUAGUAGCGUUAGCAUCAGUGGUAGGUCUGUUCAUUUUGGAUCCGGUGAUAUAUUGGUUCUUUGGAGAUGGAGGAGAAGCUUAGAAAUCCAGUUUGGUGGUUCGGGGGAACAGUAAUAAUAAGGGGUUCGAGAGAGAGAGAGAGAGAGGUGUUAGCUGAUGCAAGAAUGUUGAGAUUUGAAAAAAAAAUGUUGGAUUAGGGAUUUAUCGCUCAUGGAGAUGAUAGGAAAACAACCUGUCGUUUCCCCAUCCAUCCACGAGUGGCUUUUGCUUGCUUUGGUGGGCUACCAGCAGACGCAGCAAGAGCCUCUCUCUCUCUCUCUCGUCCCUCUGUUUGCAAACCUUUUCUUACUUGCAAAAGAAGCUUGCCGUGGGCUCCAUGAAUAAGGGCGUUUGCUUUGUUGUCCUAAGUAUUUAUCAAAGGAAUUGUUUGUGUUUCGUCUGUACCAGUGCUUGCUAGUAGUAACAGUGUCCCCCUGUUUCGCUACUAGUAAUGGUGUUUAUUAGUUAAGUAGCUAGUUGCUUAGCACAGCUGCUGGUUGCAGGUUUCCAGUGUCGACAGCAGCGAUAUAAAUUUAUAUAUAUCUUGUGUAUGCCUCUCAUGGCUUUGUGGUACAAUAAUAUAUGGAAUUUCACUACUACUGAAC
Zea mays is the source of this 2143-nucleotide messenger RNA. RefSeq lists its product as uncharacterized. The record is from RefSeq and is marked predicted. Bases 238 to 1326 code for a protein of 362 amino acids. NCBI's taxonomy places the organism in Eukaryota, Viridiplantae, Streptophyta, Magnoliopsida, Poales, Poaceae. The transcript is spliced from 5 exons.